Messenger RNA from Xenopus laevis (African clawed frog), 4739 nucleotides. RefSeq names its product excision repair cross-complementation group 6 like 2 L homeolog (gene ercc6l2.L). Bases 360 to 4577 code for a protein of 1405 amino acids. Gene Ontology annotation, molecular function: nucleotide binding; ATP binding; hydrolase activity. The record is from RefSeq and is a predicted model, not a curated record. Gene Ontology annotation, cellular component: nucleus. NCBI's taxonomy places the organism in Eukaryota, Metazoa, Chordata, Amphibia, Anura, Pipidae. The transcript is spliced from 20 exons.
GCCGGUCUUCCACUGCCGGCGCGGGCGCGAUGACGUCACUCGACCGGCGCGGCUGUGACGUCUCAGUAGCGUCCGGUUUAGGAGCUUUACAAUCCAGAUGUCGCACUUGCGUUUCAAGACCCGGAACUCCUGACCUAUUCAGAUGAUAGAUAUUAGCAAAAGCAAUGCAGACCCGUGUCACUACAUUUUUCCAUGUUGUUGUUUUCGUGGCUGCAUAUUGAUUAUGUUUAAAACUAGUUCCCUGUGUGUAAGUGUCCAGGCUGUUGACGAAAUGCCCAAAAGAAAUGUAAAUUCUACUAUUAUUUGUGCUUCAGCUGGCUAAUCGAAGGUUUGUAAUAUUAUACAGCAACUUGUUUGAAAUGGAUUGUAGUAGAGGUGACCAAGAUGUGUGGCAUAACGAAGAAAAGUGCCUGGCUCCUUACUCUGAAAAUAGUGAGCUCUGUGAAGCUGUGGUAAAGUCCAUCAGUUGUGGAGCGAAUGGCUUAUCUUAUGCUGUGAUCUCAUUUUUGGAUUCUACGCAAAAGAAAUUGCCACUUUCAGAGCUUUGUAAACCACCAGCCUAUAAUAGCUCGUGGAACACAUCCAUGUUUGAUGAUGAAGACUUGGAGAAACCUUUUUUCCCAGACAGGAGACCCCAUGGACCUUCGGAAAAUUUUCCAUUGUCAGAUACUGGAGUUUCUGUUCCUUAUACGAUUAAUAGAUACUUACGUGAUUACCAGAGGGAUGGGGUGCAUUUCUUGUAUAAACAUUUCUCUCAGUCUGUGGGAUGUAUUCUUGGUGAUGACAUGGGACUUGGAAAGACAAUACAGGUUAUAUCAUUUCUGGCUGCCGUUCUCAACAAGAAGGGAACACGGGAAGAUAUUGAAAACAAUAUGCCGGAAUUUUUAUUGCGAACUAUAAAGAAAGCCAGCAGUACUUUGUCUCCUAAAAAGGUUUUUUUGAUCGUUUCACCACUAUCUGUACUAUACAACUGGAAGGAUGAGUUGGAGACCUGGGGAUAUUUCAGGUUAACAUUAAUACAUGGAAACAAAAAGGAUUCUGAAAUUUCUCGGCUCAAACAGGGAAAAUUUGAAGUUGCUUUGACUACUUAUGAGACUCUUCGAUUGUGUUUAGAUGAGAUUAACAGCAUUGACUGGUCAGCUGUGGUUGUCGACGAAGUGCAUCGAAUUAAGAAUCCAAAGGCCAGAGUGACACAGGUCAUGAAAGAAAUAAGGUGUAAAGUUCGUAUUGGUCUUACAGGAACUAUUUUACAGAACAAUAUGGGAGAGCUAUGGUGUGUUAUGGACUGGGCUGUUCCUGGAUAUUUGGGUAGUAGCAGCCAAUUCAAAGAAAAGUUUUCAAACCCUGUAGAGUAUGGACAAAGGCAUAAUGCUACUAAGCGAGAACUAGCUACUGGAAGGAAAGCCAUUCUAACACUGGCAAGCAAAUUGUCACCAUUUUUCCUGAGACGUACUAAAACGCUUAUAAGCCAACAGUUGCCUAAAAAAGAAGAUCGGAUUAUUUUCUGUUCUCUAUCAGAGUUCCAGAAAGCUGUUUACCAAACAGUAUUAGAAACCCAAGAUGUUAACUUGGUUCUACAAGGAGGGGAGCUGUGCAGUUGUAAAAGUGGUCGUAAAAGAAGAAAAUGUUGUUACAAAGAAAAUGUUUAUGGCGAAAGUGUCAGGACUCUUUAUUUCAGCUACUUGGCUAUUCUACGUAAAGUUGCAAAUCAUGCUGCUCUUUUACAGACAGACACUACCACCAGCAAAAAACAGGAAGCUCAUAUUAAAAGAGUUUGCAAUGAAGUGUUUUCCAAGUUUCCGGAGUUUGCACUGCAAAGCAAGGAUGCUGCAUUUGAAACUCUGUCUGACCCCAGAUAUAGUGGAAAAAUGAAGGUCCUUCAGAAGCUUCUAAAUCAUUGCAGAAAAAACAAGGAUAAAGUUCUUCUUUUCUCCUUUUCCACAAAGUUGCUUGAUGUUUUGGAAAGAUACUGUAUGGCCUCCGGGUUGGACUAUAGAAGACUUGAUGGAAAUACAAAGGCAGAAGAAAGAAUGAAAAUUGUGAAGGAAUUCAACACUAUGCAAGAUGUAAACAUUUGCCUAGUUUCUACUAUGGCGGGAGGUCUAGGACUCAAUUUCAUUGGAGCUAAUGUUGUGGUUGUUUUUGAUCCCACUUGGAACCCAGCCAAUGAUCUACAGGCUAUUGACAGGGCCUAUAGAAUUGGACAAUGUAGAGAUGUGAAAGUUUUUAGGUUUGUAUCUCUGGGGACAGUGGAAGAAAUGAUAUAUCUAAGACAAGUUUACAAACAGCAACUUCAGUGUGCAGUGGUUGGAAGUGAGAAUGCAAAGCGCUAUUUUGAGGCUGUACAAGGUUCAAAGGAACAUAAAGGAGAGCUGUUUGGCAUCAAUAAUUUGUUCAAACUAAGACCACAAGGAAGCUGCCUGACAAGAGAUAUAUUGGAGCGUGAAAAACAGGUGGAAGCUGGAGUAACAAGUGCUACCAUGUAUGUAAGUCAGACACCUAAUACAGAAAUGGGUUCAGAUCUUGAUAGUGAUGACCCUAAAGUGGGAGCUAAGCAUUGUCGAAGGGUUUUCAAAGAAUCUACCUUUGACUUUAGCAGUGAUAGUGAUGAAGAAGCUAAUGGAACAUCAGUAAUGAGAUCCAAUAAAACACCUUCAAAUACCGAUAAUCGGAAGCAGAUUACAUUACAGCAAUGUGGAUUUUCCAAAAUGCUGGAAAAAGAAAUAACUGAUAAGAAAAUAUCCCUUCCUGAAGAAAGUAAUAUGUCUAUAUUAAAUGUGAAUAUUAAAAGUCAGUUGAGUUCCAGAUCCGUACAGAAAAAUAAGUAUACUACAGACCAGAAUGUUGUGCCAGUUUCUGAACAGCAUCACAGUUGUGGAAAAUCUACAUUUUUGGGAAAAGGAAAUGUCUGUGAAACAGAGUACAGCUCUGAUGAGAGUGCUGAGGAUGUUGUUUUGUCCUCCCAAGUAUGCAAGAAGGAUCCAAUGAAAAAAUCAUCCCUUUUCAAAUGCAUUUCAGAAUCGGAUUAUUCAGACUUUGAUUUAGACACGUCUGUUAAAACGAAUAGUCAAUAUAUAAAGAGUAGCUGUGAUGAAAUAAGCGAUGAAUCUGAUGACAUUGAAAUACCAAAGAAAAAUGCAUUAAAAGAUUCUUUUCUUACCAAAUAUGGUGCAGCUAAAGAUUCUCAGACAAUAGAAGUGUUUACAUCCUCCGAUGAUGACAAUUUUCAAAAUGAAAAAACAAGUCCUAUUUAUGAAGGUGCCAGGCGCAAAUCGGCAAAAUUUAGAAUGAAUCUGAAAUCAAAAAAAAGGAAAAAUGAAUCCGUAUUUCAAACAAACAAAGCCAUAACACAUCAAGAAGGUGUAAAACAUCAUUGUAAUUCUUUGGAUAAUGUUCUAGAUGGAGUUGAAGGUGUAGCAUAUAUCCACUCAAAUCAGCAUGUUGUUGGUUCAAGCAAAGCAGAAAAUCAGCUGAGUAGGUGGGCUGUACGAGAUGUUUUUGAAUUAAAACAAUUCUCCCAGCUUCCAGCUAAUAUUACACCCCUUAAAAUGAAGAAAUCUGAAUAUGUCUCUGAUGAGAAGAAACCACUGAAAUCUGAGAAAGACUUGGCAACAAAAAGCUACACUGUGUUGCAGUAUCCUAUAACACACCAACAAAAGAAAGUACAUCGAGUAAGCAAAAUGACUUUCCUGGUGGGCGAGACUCCCAAGGCAAUGCAGAGGAAACAAUUUCAGGAAAUGGCAGCUUACUUUAACAUGAAUUCAGCAGAACAAUUUGCUCGUCACAUUGCCAGUGUAAAAUCUGAUGUCCGCCAGAACAUGCUCCGUGAAUAUUACAUCAGCAAAUAUUCUGAAGCUGGAGAUCUAUAUCCUAUACAAGAGCAAUUAGCUUUACAAGAUGAUAAAGAGCACAGAAAAAAGGAACCGGGUAAACUGGCUACAAAAAGAAGACUAAAGGGAAUUAAUACAUUUCCAGAUGAAACUGCUGAAAAAAGGAUAAAAUCACAUAGAAAAACUAGUGAACGCAUUGCAACAGACAGCCAUGGCUAUGAACAUUUGGAUUCUAGUAGCCUGAAUGUGCCCUUUUUGAUAUCCCAUACAGAAAACCCUCAAAUAAACCACACACGUGACUCCUCAGCCACUACCCUGAAAAUCACUAAUUCACAUGGAAAGCUUUCUUCUAGUGCUGUAAAUCCUACUUGCAGUAACAAUGAGAAUAAACCAUGUGAGACAAGCUCCAUCUCGGAGCUGCUUGGAGACACAUCCAUUCUUGAUGAUUUGUUUAUCAACAAGACUAAUCGCCAGACAGAGUUACCGGUGAAAGCAAACUAUGAUCCAGCAGCAACAAAAGCAAAGCGCCGUCCCAAAGAUUUUUGGGAUUUAUUAAAUGAACAAAAUGAUGAAAGCCUUAAUAAGCUCUCUGAUCUCAGUGUGAUAGAAAAGGUCUGUCAGAGUCCAACCUUACCUUCGGCAGCCAAGAAAGAUCAUUGGAAUGAUUCCCUGUGGGUAAACAAUGAAAAGUUUUUAUGGCGAAAACCCGAUUCAAUGCAUAAUUCAAGUACAUCGUCAGAUGCAUAGCAUGUGUGUACAGCAGAGGGUAAUGAUGCUUUUUAAAUACUGUUUGGUGAUCAUUUACAGUUGACAUUCGCUAAUGUUAUAGGUCUUAUUUUUGAAGAAGUAGUCUUGCAAAUUAAAGAGAAUUGCCUAUACCCAUGGCACUUUAUGCCCUUGCACUGCUCC